[Candida] anglica is the source of this 1314-nucleotide messenger RNA. The record is from the annotation of a GenBank genome assembly. Lineage: Eukaryota; Fungi; Ascomycota; Pichiomycetes; Serinales; Debaryomycetaceae.
AUGACCAGGGUUGUAGUAACUGGCUUGGGGCUUGUAACCCCUUUGGGAGUUGGAGUGAAGACGUCAUGGAAAAACCUUAUAGCUAACAAGAGUGGGUUAAUAUCAACCACCAAACUUUCAGAUUACGAAACGGCAGGAUGGUCAGGAAUCCCAUCUAAAGUAAUUGGGAAAGUUCCUGAAGGACCAUUAUCCGAAGGAAAAUGGCAAACUCAAGACCACUUUGAACAUGUGUCCGAUGCAAGACGUAUGGCAUUAUUUGUUCAGUACGCAUUGGCUGCCACUCAAGAAGCCAUGACCGAUGCUAAAUGGCUCCCUAAAACUGAAGAAGAACAAACUGAAACUGGAGUUGCUGUAGGUAGUGGUAUUGGCUCGUUCAAUGACAGCUAUCUGAAUGCUGUAGCUUUCCAUGAACGGGGCUUCAAAAGAGUCCAACCAUUGUUCAUUCCAAAACUCCUUAGUAAUAUGGCUGCGGGGAACAUAUCUAUCAAGUACGGCUUACGUGGGGUCAACCACUCGGUAUCUAGUGCUUGUGCCACUGGACUCCACUCCAUUGGUGAUGCUUAUAAUUUUUUGAAAAAUGGAUAUGCCAAUGUAAUGGUUGCUGGAGGGACUGAAGCAUCUAUAAAUCCAUUGGCACUUGCCGGAUUUGCUCGUGCCAAAUCUGUGGUGGUGGAUUCAAAUGAAUCCCCAGAAAAGGCAUGCAGACCAUUUGAUGGAUCUAGAAACGGGUUUGUACUAUCAGAGGGAUGUGGGAUCGUUGUUUUGGAGACUUUAGACCAUGCUUUGGCUAGAGGGGUGAAAGAAGAAGAUAUUUAUGCUGAAAUAUUGGGGUAUGGUCUUUCUGGAGACGCGCAUCAUAUUACUGCACCCUCUGAAGAUGGUGAUGGGGCAAGAAGAGCUAUGAAAAUGGCUCUUGAUAGAUCUAACGUGUCACCUGAACAAAUUGACUAUAUAAACGCUCAUGCUACAUCCACUUUAUUGGGAGAUCGUGCAGAAAACCAUGCUUUUAACGCAUUAUUCAACAACAACAAAAAAGUGUCAAUUUCUUCAACAAAAUCAUCUAUAGGACAUUUACUUGGAGCUGCUGGUGCAGUUGAAAGUAUUUUCACCGUUAAGUCAAUCAAGGAUAGUAAAGUUCCUGCUACGUUAAACUUACAAGAAGCCGGCUCACACGAAGGUGAUAACCGGAAAGAAUUUGAAUUUGACUACGUUCCAAAUCAAAGUAAGGAUAAACUAGUUAAUUAUGCCUUGUGUAAUUCAUUUGGAUUCGGUGGUGUUAAUAGUUCUAUCUGUUUCGCCAAAUACAAAAAAUGA